AUGAAAACAGGAAAAGACAAAACAGAAAAAGAAAAUGGCCUCCUCGUGGAAUUCCAUAGAGUGGAGUCACGAAAUGAGUCGGAGCUGGAGGAUAUUCCUCAGGACGAGUCUAUCUUCGUAGAGGAGGAAAUCGUUACCGUAGAGUACAGUAAUUUGAUGUCGCAAAGAAUUUCUAUUGAUCAAUUCAUCAGAGAAUUACCAGAGAAAAAGGUCAACAAAGUACUAGCGAAAGAAUUCAGGGAUCUUCCCACUGGACUACUAGAAUCUUAUUCGAAUGCCCUGAGGGCAUCUACCAGAAAGGGAAACCGAUACAAAGGAAUUUAUCCAUAUGACUAUAAUCGUGUGAAGUUGAUAAGAGAAGAUUUAAAUGACAGCGAUGACUUUGUCAAUGCAUCCUACAUUAAUGGUCUCAACAAGGAACGAAGCUACAUCGCUGCGAAAGGUCCUUUCACCCCCAAGACGUUGGGGGAUUUCUGGAGCGUGAUCUGGCAGAACGACUCACCACGGAUCGUUAUGCUGACUAAUCUUUACGAAGGAGACAGAAUGAAGUGUCUGAGGUACUGGUCGGACACGCUCCUGGACAUCGGACCUUACGUCAUCACACUGGACACUAUGGACGUGUAUGAUCACUAUGUCCUGCGAUAUAUGACUGUUAAACAUCAGGAUGAAGAGAAGACGGUAACACAGUUCCACUUCACUACUUGGCCGGACAACUCCGUCCCAGAUGAUAUGACGUCACUCAUAUACUUCCGUAACCUAGUAAGAAAUAGACUGAGCAUUUUAGAUGGGCCAGUGGUCGUCCAUUGCAGCGCCGGGAUUGGUAGAACGGGGACGUUUAUCUCCCUUGAUUAUCUCCUGGAAGAGAUCGUUAUGGAGCAGACCAUUGAUGUCAGGGGAUAUGUUGCUUCUCUAAGACAGCAGCGGGUAGGAUCUGUACAAACAUGUGAGCAGUACAUCUUUCUCCAUGAUGCACUGGUUGAAGGACUUACAGACACGAAUGUUUGCCAUAGCUGCCUAUCUGUGUUGUAAUGCUGUUUUAUCACACCGCGCUGUCUGUUAUAAUAUUAUGGAUUUUCAAACUGUACAUGCGUUUCUGCGGAAAUAAUGUUUUCAUUUCUGCGUGAUUAAUGUAAAUUUUCAAAUAUUUCAUAUUUCUAAAAUUUAUAGGAUAUGCACUUAAUUGGGGAUUGAACAUACUGUUAAUAUUAGCCUUAGAAUUGCAUUGUCUCUCGAAAUAAAUUGAGCAUAUUAGCAUCGAAAAUUUAAUAAACAUUAGAAUAAUUGUCAAAUUGUACU
Molecule: messenger RNA, 1296 nt
Organism: Ostrea edulis (European flat oyster)
Lineage: Eukaryota; Metazoa; Mollusca; Bivalvia; Ostreida; Ostreidae
Product: receptor-type tyrosine-protein phosphatase C-like
Exons: 9
Coding region: 1-1029 (342 amino acids)
Biological process (GO): protein dephosphorylation
Molecular function (GO): protein tyrosine phosphatase activity
Source: RefSeq, a predicted model, not a curated record